Molecule: messenger RNA, 1665 nt
Organism: Alternaria alternata
Lineage: Eukaryota; Fungi; Ascomycota; Dothideomycetes; Pleosporales; Pleosporaceae
Product: acetyl-CoA synthetase-like protein
Exons: 5
Coding region: 1-1665 (554 amino acids)
Biological process (GO): fatty acid metabolic process
Molecular function (GO): medium-chain fatty acid-CoA ligase activity
Source: RefSeq, a predicted model, not a curated record
AUGACAGCAGUCAUCGCUCCCCAGGUUCCAGACGAUCCGAUUUUUGUGAGUUUACUAGCUGCGAGUGCCACGUACCCCAGGUCGGAACCUAUUGUCUACGAGAGAGAUGGCCAUAAGAAGACGUACCCCGAACUACUUAGCGACAUUCUACGUACGCGCAGCGUUAUCCGCGAAAAAUUACCAGGCAUCAAUCGAGAGGGUCUUCUGUCCGACCAUGAUGUGUACAUUGCCAUUGUUUCACAGAGCAUCUACGAAUUCAUAGUUGCCUGGUUUGCGGUUUCUGCGAUCGGUGGAGUCAGCAUCAUCUUGCCAUCUGGAAUUCGUCCCGAUGAAGCCAGCCUUAUACUCAGGAUCAGACCAGGUUGCAUCCUUGCCGGUAGCGAAUCUGCAAACAAAGCAGCGGCUAUCUGUGACAUCAUGAACAAGGGACAUGAUUCAGAUCGUAUCUUCUCGAUGCCGAUAUCAUCCAGUGCAGAGCCUUUGGAACAAAGUACCCAAAUCAGCGUCGACCGCACAUUGCAGAUCGACUCAAGGCGCGCUGGCUCGGUACUGUUCACGUCUGGUACGUCUGGUCCUCCUAAGGGGGUGGUCCUGCCAAGAGCAUCUUUCCAUUUCGGGCGAAAGCCCGCCAAACCCGGCAGUGCAACUUUGGGCUAUAAAGGGGCUUAUUGGUGGACUGGUUGCAGGAAAGCACUGGAACCUGUCAUGUCUGGAAAGAAGCUUUACCAUAUUGGAGAAACAGCUGGUGCACAAGAAGUCUUGGAAGCGCUCAAAAACUACCCGAUUACCACAGUAGGAUUCAUACCAGCACUUCUUCACGACAUGAAGGAACACAUAUUGGCGAACCCACCAGUGGAAGCAUGGUCAAGUUGUUUUAAGGAACUGUCCAUGAUCUAUUGUGGCGGCGCGACCCUUGAGCAGUCCAAAUUUCAAUUUUGGAGCGACCUCACAAAGUUACCGAUAUACAUCGUCUACGGAGCAAAUGAACUGGGAGGCCGUGCAAUUGGUGGAAUAUCGGAUACAGAGUGUAUCGAGCCGUAUCCGGAAGCUUAUCUGAAUCGUCACAAGGGUCUGAUAGGGCGUGCGGUCUCUGACACCAUAGUCAAACUUUCAGAAGGUGAUCAUGGUGAACUCCUCGUGAAGAGUCCAAGGAUGCUAUUAGGUUACUUUGGCAACGAAAAGCUCACUGCCGAUGCUUUUGACGACGAAGGAUUCUACAAAACUGGAGAUCUUGCGGAGCUUCAUGAUGAUCAAUAUCGCUUUUGCGGCCGGGCCUCUUGUGAUUCGGAAGCUUCCGUCCUUGCCGUUCCUCACCGAGAAGCAAGGCAGUUGUGUGGUGCCGUCGUUCGGUUCCAGAAAGAAGGGUUUUCGAAGCCCGGCGCCUUGACACCACUUGCUCGAAUCAGAGCUGAUCUGGCCAGUAGCUUGGCGCCAUAUAUGUUGCCUACUGUGCUGAGUGUGUUGGAACACACUCAAGAGCUCCCGAGAACACAUUCCGGAAAGGUGAUGAAAAAGAACGUUUUGAGAGACUGUCUUGGAGUAAUCGAGUGGUUCUCAGCUGAGGCUCUGGCACCAGGUGUUGAGUUUUGGGGGAGCGAUCUACCCCAGGUGGAAAGCGCAGGGGCUAGAAUGUGGGAUCGCGGAGGAAUGCAGGCUUCCAGUUGA